GUCAGGCACUGGGGCGUGGGGAGAAGACGCGCCGCAGCCUCCGGCCAGGGACGCGCUCGGGCUGCCAGGCGGGGGCGGCUCCGCGCUGAGCGAAGGGGCCGGGAAGCGCCUGGGGGAGCCGCCGGCGCCGCGCUGCCACCAUUAGCCGGGCGGCGAGAGGAGGAGCCCGGGGAGCCGCCGCCGCGAUGGAGCAAUUAUCAGAUGAAGAACUUGAUCAUGGUGCAGAAGAAGAUAGUGAUAAGGAAGACCAAGAUCUGGACAAGAUGUUUGGACAAUGGCUUGGGGAGCUGGACAAACUCACACAGAGUUUGGAUACAGACAAGCCCAUGGAGCCAGUAAAGAAAUCCCCUCUUCGCCAAGAAACCAAUAUUGCCAAUUUCUCCUAUCGCUUCUCCAUGUACAAUUUGAAUGAAGCCCUGAAUCAGGGGGAGACUGUGGAUCUGGAUGCCCUCAUGGCUGAUCUUUGUUCCAUAGAGCAGGAGCUCAGCAGCAUUGGGUCACAAUCAGCAAACAGUGCUGCAAUGAAGCGUCUAGCCACAGAAACAAAAGUAGCUCAGAAACCACCUGCUGGUCGACUUUCCUCUAAACACAGCAGUAUAAAAGGAUCGUCCUCUUCAUCUGGUAGGGUAACUAAGCCUUCAAAUGCCAACUUUUCCUUGGAGGACAUUACUGCCCAGUUAGAGAAGGCUUCUUUGAGCAUGGAUGAAGCAGCCCAGCAAUCUGUAAUGGAAGAUGCUAAACCUGUAGUUACUGCUCAGCACAGAAGGACAGCAUCAGCUGGCACAGUGAGUGAUGCUGAAGUGCGCUCUAUCAGUAACUCAUCUCGUUCCAGCAUAACCUCUGCAGCAUCCAGCAUGGACUCCUUGGAUAUUGAUAAAAUGACAAGACCUCAGGAACUGGAUUUGACACAGCAAGGGCAACCCAUUACUGAGCAUAAUGUUUCUGUGGGACAUCCCAUCAAGCAGUCCAAGCGUCACAUUGACUUCACAGAAGAGGAGGCUGAGCUGACUCCUCACUCCUAUCUGGACAGGGAAACAUCCCUUCUUCUGAGAAACAUUGCAGGAAAACCUUCUCAUUUGCUGACCAAGGAAGAGCAGGCUGCUAAACUGAAAGCGGAGAAGAUCAGGGUUGCUUUGGAAAAGAUUAAAGAGGCACAAGUGAAAAAGCUGGUAAUCAGAGUUCACAUGUCUGAUGAUAGCUCCAAAACUAUGAUGGUGGAUGAGAGACAGACAGUAAGACAAGUACUGGACAAUCUGAUGGACAAAUCCCACUGUGGCUACAGUUUAGACUGGUCACUGGUAGAAACCAUAUCUGAAUUACAAAUGGAAAGAAUCUUCGAGGACCAUGAAAAUUUAGUUGAAAAUCUUCUAAACUGGACCAGAGACAGUCAAAACAAACUUAUAUUUGUGGAACGUAUAGAAAAAUAUGCACUUUUCAAAAAUCCCCAGAACUAUCUGCUGGGGAAAAAAGAAACCUCUGAGAUGGCAGACAGAAAUAAAGAAGUGCUGCUGGAGGAAUGUUUUUGUGGAAGUUCUGUAACAGUACCAGAAAUAGAGGGAGUCCUGUGGCUGAAAGAUGAUGGCAAGAAGUCUUGGAAGAAGCGUUAUUUUCUUUUGCGAGCUUCUGGAAUCUACUAUGUCCCUAAAGGAAAAGCAAAGGUCUCUCGAGAUCUGGUAUGCUUUCUUCAGCUAGAUCAUGUCAAUGUUUACUACGGGCAGGACUAUCGGAACAAGUACAAAGCACCUACAGAUUACUGUUUAGUGCUGAAGCACCCUCAGAUUCAGAAAAAGUCUCAGUAUAUCAAAUAUCUCUGCUGUGAUGAUGUGAGAACUCUACACCAGUGGAUAAAUGGCAUCCGUAUUGCUAAGUAUGGGAAGCAACUGUAUGUGAACUAUCAGGAAGCACUGAAGAGGACAGAGUCAGCAUAUGACUGGACUUCCUUGUCAAGCUCCAGUAUCAAGUCAGGAUCCAGCUCUUCCAGUUUACCAGAGUCUCAGUCAAAUCACUCUAAUCAAUCUGACAGUGGAGUUUCUGACACCCAACCAACUGGCCAUGUCCGUUCCCAAAGUAUUGUCAGCUCUAUCUUCUCUGAGGCCUGGAAGCGAGGCACUCAGCUGGAAGAAUCCAGCAAGGCCAAAAUGGAGUCUGUGAGCCGACCCUUCACUUCGCUUGCACCUGCCAUGUCCCCACAAAUUAAAGUGGCUACCCCAUACACAGCUUCUCAGCCAUCGCCUCCCCUUCCACCACCCCCACCGCCACCACCCCCACCGCCUCCACCCCCUCCUCCGCCACCACCUCCACCUCUUCCCAGCCAGUCUACGCCUUCGACCGGCUCAGCGGCCCCCCUGUUUGUCAAGUACAGCACGAUCACGAGGCUGCAGAAUGCCGCCCAGCAUGCUGGGCCUCUCUUUAAACCUCCCCCCGUCACCCAGCAAAUGCCACCUCCCCCAGUGCUGGGAAAGCUGCCCAUGCUGGUGGCUCCCCCUCCUCCCCCACCUCCUCCUCCACCUACCCCCGGAUCAGCUAUGGCACAGCUGAAACCAGCCCCCUGCACCCCAUCAGUGCCACCGUUCACCCCACCACCACCCCCUCUCAAAAUCCAUCAGGUUCCACAGAACGUUACUCCAGCAGCUGCAUCAUCACCACCCCCUCUCCCUCCCCCUGUGCCUGCAGCGCCUCCCCCUCCAGCCCCUCCUAAACCCCUCCUACCUGUCCCCACGCAGGCAAGUGCAAAGGCAGCAUCGCCCAUCGUGACCCACAUCCCGCCACCCGGGCCCAUUCCCCCUCCUCCUGCAAUAAAAAAGCAGCCAAAUUUCACAGCUUCCCAAGUUCCUCCUCCAGCACCUGUUCCUCCAGGGCCUACUCCCCCACCCACCUUACCAAAACAGCAGAGUUUCUCUGUUAAACCUCCCCCAUCCCCUCAGUCUCCUGUGCCAUCUGUUGUGAAGCAGAUAGCCAGUCAGUUUCCACCUCCCCCAACCCCUCCAGCCACAGAGCCUCAGCCUUUAAAGCCUGUCCCAGUAAGUGGGGCGCCACAGUCUCCCCCAGCAGUGAAAGCAAAGCCCAAGUGGCAGCCCACUUCUGCUCCAUCUCCUGAUUUUCCUCCUCCUCCACCUGAGAGCAGCUUAGUGUUUCCUCCCCCACCUUCCCCAGCUCCCCCUGCAGCUUCUCCCACCCUGGACAAGGCGGGAUCUCCAGUCAAAAAGGCCAGCAAGACCUCAAGUCCUGGAGGGAAGAAACCACCUCCAACACCUCAACGAAACUCCAGCAUCAAAUCCAGCAGCUCUGCUGAGUACCAUGAAUCUAAGAGACCUUCGGUGGACAGCCUUGUCAGCAAAUUUGCACAUCCACCAGAGCCUUCAGGAUCUCCUUCCAAGGAACCUCCACCUCCUCCUGCAGCUCCUCCAAAGCCAGGAAAGCUAAAUCUUUCUGGGGUGAAUCUGCCUAUAGUUCUUCAGCAAGGAGGUAUUUCAGCAAAGGUACCUGCAGUAGGAGUGUCUGGGAAGGAUCCCAUGGUAGAAUUUCCUUCUCCUCCAUCCGAUUCAGACUUUCCGCCACCUCCACCAGAAAUAGAUCUGCCUUUACCACCAGUAGAGAUCCCAUCUGUGUUUUCAGGUAGCACCUCUCCAAAAGUUGCUGUUGUUAAUCCUCAGCCUCAGCCCUGGUCUAAAUCAUCAGUGAAAAAAGCCCCUCCGCCCACACGUCCCAAGCGGAAUGACAGCACCCGGCUUACGCAGGCAGAAAUCAUGGAAUCACAGGGGCCAGUCAGUCCACAAGUGCCCACCUCGCCCAAGUCCAGCCUUAGUGUUCAGCCUGGCUUCCUGGCAGACCUAAACAGGACUCUGCAGCGGAAGUCCAUCACUCGGCAUGGCUCCCUCUCUUCUUCCCGUGUGUCCAGAACAGAGCCGACUGCCACGAUGGAUGACAUGGCAUUGCCUCCACCCCCACCGGAACUGCUUGCGGACCAGCAAAAGACUGGCAGCUAUGGAGGCAGUCAUAUAUCAGGCUAUGCAACGUUGCGGAGGGGGCCACCGCCUGCUCCCCCCAAAAGGGAUCAGAACACCAAGCUGUCUAGGGACUGGUAAUCAUUAGGUGAACUAUAUUUUGCGUGACUUUCAGUCAAUUCUACAAUCAGCAAAUCUGUACUUUGUGUGUAGAGAGAGAACAUGUGACUUGUGCGAUAACAUGAUCAAGACGUGGUCUCCCACUGUCACUAAGGGUAACUGUAUGCAUUCCCUUUCAGAACUAGUCCAAAAAGUUUGAGGGUUUGGGUUUCACUAUUUCAAGGGUGUGGAGGGGCAUUGUCCUCUCCUUUGCAAUUUCUUUUAUCCUUCAUGUGGAUUGGACCAAAAACCUUUCUUACUUUUUUCUGCAUUUAAGAAAAAAAAGAAAUUUUUGUAGCGUCUGUCCAUGUGAGAUAUGUUUGUGCAUGUAUUAUAAAUGUAGCUAUAUUACGUCGCAGUUAUAGAAGAUAACCAGAAUGUUUUUGUAUAUCUGUAUUUAUUGUUUCAGUCCACUGACGUAUCUAUUACUCGGAAUUGGACUCUAACCAGUCAAACCUUUACAUGAAGAUGAAGAUGUAAGGGGCACUUUAAAUCAGAAAAGCAUCUUUUGGCAGUUUGUGACGGGUAAAUGGUACAGAACUGAAGCAUUCUGUCAGUAUCUGUACAUUUUCAAUUGAUUGAAAAUACAGACACAACAUACCAAAACAUUCUGAUCAUAAUACUACUGAAAAUAAAUACAUUUUGAGGGGGGAAAAAAAAGUUAUAUAUAUUGGGCUGGAGUGAAAUAUAUUUAUACUAUAAAGAGCCUCCCCCUCCAAAUAGUUGAAAACCACUCACAGCUCCAGGUUCCUUGUCCAUACAGUAAGUGGGAUACAUAUAUAUUAUUUCAAUCCAGUACGCAUUCUAAUGUGGUAAGAAGCCUGGUAGCCACAAUUCCUUCCUUUGACACAUUGGGAGGCUUAACAAUCUGUCAUGUGAUACAUCAUCAGUACAUGUGUACAUCUUAUUGAAAAUACAGGUAUGUGUCUGUAUUCAGUAAUACUCUCUGCCACAUGCACACACCAUAUAUAGAUGCUCACCUUAUCUGUGCCUGAAGAGAUGAAUUAUCUUUACAAAAAAUGGCUGAGAACCCUUGAGAAAGCAUUGUGUAUAAUUCGCCAGCUGUGAGCUAGAAGCUUUCAUUUGGAGAGGGAGGGAUGGGAGUGGUAAUUUCAGUCCACAAAUAGCUAGGAACCUGUUUUUUUUGACCUUUUGAGACGGCAACGAAUGCAUAAGCCUAUUAAUUAACAAAUUGCACUUCUGGCAGUCAUGGAAGAUGACUGAAAAAAUAUAUAAUUUGGGAACUGAUAAAAUCUGUUAGGAAUCCAGUUACAUCAUCAGGGGCCUUAUUAGGUGGAAAUAGAAUACUUUAUUUGAUUUGUUAUUUAUUUAUUGCUGAUUACAACCAUAAGAUCAGAAUAAUAGAAUCCUUUUUCUUGUAAUCUGCUAGUUUUUGAUUGUGCAGUCUUACCUGGGUAUCGGACAUUGUGAUAUGGUAGUAUAGUUCGUAUAAGCGAUCUUGCAUCUCGUGCAUGUGCAGUACAGUGUACGUUGUAAAAUAACUCAAUAUUAGCACUGUACCUUAACAUGUUCAUUUGUGUGAAUUUCCCUGAUCACUAAAGGGACACUAUCAAGAUUGGGGUGGUCAGAUUUUUACCAUUUUUUUCCUUCAAAAAUAAAUUCUAAAUGCUCUUAUUUUUUUCUAAAACAAGAAACCAAGAAAGCAGUCCAGAAAUCACAAGCAAUGCUGCAAUAGAUCAUGUGCGUCGAUAAAGUAGAAACUAAUAUUUGGUAAGAGAGAAUAUUUGCCAUUUGGGCUUGUCAAUGUGAGAAGCAUCGUUACAGCAUUCCCCCUUUUUAAAAGUAUAAUAAUCCACAUGAGGGAAUGAGUGUUUGAUUAGGAAAGAAGCUGUCACAAACCAUCUGUACUUGUAUAGUUCUAUAUAAGUGCAUUGUGAAAAGAGAAAAUGCGUGGUGCUGUCUCUGCUGACCUGUUUCAUAUGAUUUUGAAUCUGCUUCAGCACCUCCAGGAAAUGGUUGUAAUAUUUUAGAGUAGUUUAUUUGAGCAAUAAGAGUAUACCAUUGUGUGCAUUUUUAAAGCACUGCUGUGGAAAGGCACUUUUUUGUAUCUUUCAAACUGUUCACAAGUUUUAUUUCUACUAUUUUUGUGCUUAUAAAGUGUCCUUAAAAGCAUUGGCAUUGUUGAUUUUAAGCAUGCUCAGUUAGCUGAUUAGUGUCUUAUUGACAAGAUUGUUGAACUAUGCUACAAUUAAUGGGUGCUGUAAUUUUCUACAUUCUUCCUUCUGCUGCUUGUACUGUAUGCUGGCCCUCGAUCUCGCAACUUCCAGUGGAGUUAAAGGUUCACAGAUAGGAAUUCUAGCCUCAUCAUUUUUAUUGAUAAGUUUACCUACUGAUCACCUCCAGUGUGCACCCAUGUUCUCUGGGAGCUAAAUCAGUUAGUUAAUUCUUUUAUCUUCAUCCUCCCCUACCCUCCAAUAACUCCACUGGCGCGCGUCAGCCCUAUCGUUCUUUCUUUUAUUCAUUUGAUGUAGGUGCCUCUGGGAUCUGCACUUGUUCCUAAUUAUGGCAGAGGAAUGUCUUAAAUGCAAUUUCUUCAAAGGCAGAUGAGAAUUGUUCUCGGUUUCCUAUGAUCAAGUUCAUUUGUCUAAUACUUGUUUCCCAUGGGACCAUGAACCUGUGCUAGCUAAUGCAGGCCACUGAACAGUUUGCUGGAAGUCAGAAAACCAAACUCCAUAUUUGCAGCAAAAAGAGUGAGUGUCAUCCAGGGAACAGGAAUUAAUCUUUUUGUUAUUUGUUAGCUUUGGGCAAUCCAACAGCCUUUUGUGUCUUUGAAGAAAUGUUAAUGCCGUGAAUUUCCACCGUUCCCAUGUAUUUUAUUUCUGUACCUGCAUGCGUUUUAUAUAAACCAAAAGAUGCAGUGCUCUUUUAGAAUAGUGUCAUUGCAGGGGUUUUCUGAAGCUUCUCCUUGAGUUCUGGUUUUCCCACCCCUUAUUUUUCAGCAUUUGUGUUCUUGGCAAAACUCUAUUUCAAGGUGCUGUAGUCUUUGCUAGUGUCUGUCCCCAGUCCAGUGUUGGUACAAGCUAAGUAGUAAAAACUGGCUGCAGCGCUCUCAACGAAGCGUAUUGAAACUAGACCACAGGUUGGCAAAAAUUAAAUUACCUGGUUGCCAUUGCAAACCUUGAGAAUCCUGAUGGCAACUUGCUUUUCCAACUUAUUGGCUGUUCUGUUCUAGUGUUUAAAUAUAUUGCCUUGUUUGCAAGUAAUUUUCUUCCUGCUCAUUGAUUUGGAAAUUGCCUCAUUUCUUCCCUCUCUUUUAACCCCUUUGCUUCCUCUCUCUCUCUCUCUCAUAGCGAGAAAGUAGUUUCUGCAAAGAAUAUUGACCAUAAAUUGGCCAUAAUUUGGAUUUAGUCAGCAUAGCACCUUGGAGCUGACCAGCCAUACUUUAGACAAAUGGAGCAGAUGAUUUAAUCCCACAUUAUUAACAAAAUACAGGUGUAGUUUAAAUUACUUUUAAACCGAUAUUUGCCACUUGCUAGGACCUCCACUCAGAGUGCUUUUUCUCUUGCGAGAGCAGCUGAUCCCAGAGCUGCAUUCCUUAGCCCGUUGUGAUGUUCUCUAUACCUAUUUUCCCAUCUGGAAAAUGGGGAUAAUGCCUAUCUACCUCACUGGGGUGUUUUGGGGACUAAUUAAUGUUUGAAUAUGUAAAACAGUAUUUUCACAAGUCUUGUAGGAGAAACACAAGCCCUAUGAUAGAUCCUAGUAUGAAAGCACAAGAGAAAAUGACAUCCAUGUAAGAAAAUGUGACUAUUCUAGUCAGCCUGUGUACGUUGUUAAUGAUUUAGAAUCUGAAGCUUUUUUUAUUUAAAAAACAUUUUUUCACCUUUAAUCAAGAAACAUUGAUGGGUCUGCAAGGUGCUUGGAGUUGCAGCUGCCUGAGGGACUAGAAUUGACGUGAGAAUGAAAGGAGUGUGUUUUUCAGAGUGCUUUGCUAAACCUAAGCCAGCCAAGACAGGACAGGGGUGCUUUCAAUACAGCAAGGCCGGGCAGUGAUGCUUUAGGUUAGUUGACUGAUGCUCCUACUGUAUGUCAGUACUGAGAAAUACAAAAUAGGCAGGAAGAAAUCGCUGAGUGAAGGAGGUAGAGUGACAUGAAUAUAUAACACAGUGACAGGCCACUAGAUUUCUCUUACGUUUGGGACAAGGUGGAACUUCGGAGGCGUCAGAAUAAGUACAGUGAGAAUUGAUGAGGUGAGAGAGUAAGUGGGGGAAAGAGAAGAGAGGACUAGGGAACAGCUCCUUAAAAUGAGAAAUAGGAGGAACUGGAGCCAGGUUUGGUUAUCCCUUCUAAUGUUGUCCAAGCAAGUAGCAACCACGAGUUGCUAAGUGCCACAGCCUAGCAGAAGGGGGCAGAAUUCAUUCAGUCCAAACAUCUUCAGUCAGAACGUAAAAAGCAAAGCCAAGUGUGUACUGAAACAGAAACCGUGGAGGACCAGAACCAGGGAGCCCCUUCAGGGUAAAUUACGAUGACUCCAAAACACAGAGUUGGCCCAUCCCAGUGCUCACCUGGGAGAAAGUUAUCCUGGUGCUGCUUCUCCUUGGUAGCACCUGUGGCCAUCCAGCUAAAGGGGCAUUUCUGCCUCUGCUUCAAUUGCAGCAGGAGCCAUAGUUAGUCCUGGGGUAUAUUUUGCUGGGACUCAGUUACUUUAGAAAGACAGACCAGGCUUAAUUUCAUAGACUGUCAAUUAACUACAAAAAGUGCUUUUAACGUGUAGUUGUUCACCUCUGAAUAAAGAUCCUAACAGUUAUUGUGGGUGUGAUUGAAAUGCAGGUGUUUUAAAAUAGCUUAGUGUGGAAGUGCACACUUUCCAGGAUGAGUUUACAUGUAAAUUGGAGGAAUAGCUGACGUGAUUUGCUGAUGUCCUCUAGCAAGAUGCCCUUUACCAUGAAAGUGGAGAGCAUUGAUCAUCCAGACACAAGCGCUGUGUCCUUGGUAAUGCUUUGCUUGUAAAACACUGUUGUUUUGCCACAGAUGGACAUUUGAGCUCUGAAUGUAGCAAAUAUGUCACUUACUGCACUGAGUAUGUGCAGGUCUGCAAAGCUAGAGAGCACCUCCAUAAUGG
Messenger RNA from Mauremys mutica (yellowpond turtle), 9183 nucleotides. It is a transcript of the gene RAPH1, whose product is annotated as Ras association (RalGDS/AF-6) and pleckstrin homology domains 1. The transcript is spliced from 16 exons. Lineage: Eukaryota; Metazoa; Chordata; Testudines; Geoemydidae. Gene Ontology annotation, biological process: signal transduction. Gene Ontology annotation, cellular component: cytosol; plasma membrane. Bases 186 to 4085 code for a protein of 1299 amino acids. The record is from RefSeq and is a predicted model, not a curated record.